GUCUCAAAGGUGCAUUGGAAAAAUUCCUGUUACCUUCAAUGGGACUAGACCAAAUCAAACAUGUCAUAACCUGUACUUUGACUUGGGGAGGGACUACCACCUCUGAGUUAGUGAUAUAAAGAAAAAGUAUGGCAACUGCCCCUUCAGCUUUGGGCAAAAAAUUCAAGGAAGAACUGACCUGCAGCAUCUGCCUGGAGCUGUUCACCAGGCCCAAGGUGCUGCCCUGUCAGCACACCUUCUGCCAGGACUCAGUCUACAGAACCAUGCAGGAAAGGGAGGGACUUUCAAGUGCCCAAUCUGUCGUCAGCAGGUCAGGCUGCCAAGUCAAGGGGUGCCAGGAUUACCAGACAACCACCUAGUUACAAGUCUUUGUGUUGCACUCCAAAAGCAGGCUACACUGUCAGAAAAAGCAGAACUACCUAAAGCAGAACACAGGUGCGGCAUUCACCCAUCCGAGAAAUUGAGGCUCUAUUGUAAACCAUGUCAGAUGCCUAUCUGCGAACUGUGUCUAGAGGAAGCUCAUGAUGAUCAUUACACAACAACCAUCAACAAAGCUGCGCAGGAAAGGAGGUCUACAGUCCAGGCCUUGAUCAGUGAGGGGAGGAACAUUCUGGAACGUUACUGUGGCUUCAUCAAAGGUCUUGGGGAAGAGGAGAAAACCCUGAUUAAACAGAUAGAGCAGAACAAAAACAGCAUCAUUCAGGCCUACGACGAAAGAGUGCAGAAACUUACAGAGCAAAAAGACCAGCUCUUAGCUGAAGCAGAACAGAGCCAAGGGAAAAACUUGGAAACCAUAGGAAAUGGAAGGGACAGAGUUUUGAGAGAUGUCAAUGAAUUGUCUGCUGCCUGUGAUCGAGCAGAGCAAGAAAUGGAACAGGGAGGGCUUGUAUUACUUAGUCAGGAGACUGUUUUGACAGAGGUGGUAGGAAAGUACAGAGUUAAAGCAGCACCAACUCCUGUACAGACCCAGUCUGCUGUCUUUCAGCCCACAGACACCCCAGUGCCAGUAUUGGGACAUGUGAUGCCCCAGCCACUCACAUCUGCAGCAAUCCCAACAGUACCUGCAGCCAAGGUCAGAGGUCAACACCAUGGUAACCAAAUGUUAGGGGGGCAUUGGUGCCAGAGAGUUACAUUCGGUGGAGAGGGCUCAGGAACAGGACAGUUCAAUGGUCCAAGAGCUGUGGCAGUUUCAGGUGAAGGGGAGAUUUUUGUUGUGGAUGGGGCGAACCAGAGAAUCCAAGUCUUUACCCAGCAAGGAACAUUUGUCCAACAGUUCCCAACAGUUGCAAAUGUGUCAGGUGAACAACAGAAGAUGUACCCCCAUGAUGUGGCCAUGGACGGAGAGGGAAACCUACUUGUUGUAGGGGGCACAGACUCUGCUGAGUUUGCUGUUAAGUACAACAAACAGGGCAUGAUGUUGUGGUACUUGCCCCUAUAUGUGACAAAAUGGGAAAGAGGAGUUGCUAUGGACACCAGGAGGAACCACAUCCUCAUUACACAAACGAAAGGAGGCUGGAGCAACCAACAGGGUGAAGUGAAUGUACUCAGCCAAGUUGAAGGUGUGAAACUUGUGAGAAUUGUGGGUCAGCAGCAGGGGAUGAUGUACCCACGAGGCAUCACCACAGAUGUGGAAGGGAAUAUCCUUUUGUCAGAUUGGGACAAUCACUGUGUCUUUGUGUACAAUGAAGACGGACAGUUUCUUUUUAAGUUUGGUGGUAGGGGAAGUGGUGAAGGUCAAAUGUACAAUCCCCAUGGCAUCUGCACAGACAAGGAAGGUAACAUCAUCGUGGCAGACAGUGGAAACAGCCGUGUGGAGAUGUUUGACAAGACAGGAAGAUUCCUCAAACACAUUGCCACUAACAUGGAGGCGCCACUUGCUGUUGCCAUGGCAACACAGGGUCAGCUGGUGGUGACCUUUUGGAACCACACAGUUUCUGUACUCCAGAACUAUUGAACUUGAAACCAUCUGUCAGACUGUAGACUGAUAAUUCACAAACGUUGUAAUGUUUCAGCCAUGUUGGAUUAGCAAGAAGCAAUGAUAAAGACUCUUUAGAAACAAAUUUAAGAUAACUUUGUUACAAGGAAUGGAAAGUUCUAAUCAUUAUGGUGCUUCAAAUGAAAAAUGUUCAAUGUUAAUUUACAUGUAGAUCUCCUGAGUGUAUAAUAACUACAGAGUGUGAUAUUUUACUGACAAAUAACAUUAAAGUGAAUUGAGAAACGACUUGUGGUGUUUGUGUGUCCCAGAGUUUCCUGUGAUUUGAAUGGCUGUGACAACUUUAACUUAGAUAUAUUGUCCUGCAACAAUGGAAAGAGAUUGUAAAAGUUUGAGAAAAAAUUGAAUAAUCUCUCCUUCUCAGAACUGCAUGACAAAAUUAAUAAAUACACAAUGUAGGUGCCGGAACCAGCCAAAGGAAAAGAGGCCAUUUUAUGACACAAGGCUCACACACUCACAUUCAAACUGAAGCUGUGCUCCACAUUGCAAACAGUCU
Branchiostoma floridae (Florida lancelet) is the source of this 2489-nucleotide messenger RNA. Its product is annotated as E3 ubiquitin-protein ligase TRIM71-like. Gene Ontology annotation, molecular function: translation repressor activity; protein binding; ubiquitin protein ligase activity. The record is from RefSeq and is a predicted model, not a curated record. Gene Ontology annotation, biological process: protein polyubiquitination; proteasome-mediated ubiquitin-dependent protein catabolic process; negative regulation of translation. The transcript has a single exon. Bases 488 to 1954 code for a protein of 488 amino acids. Lineage: Eukaryota; Metazoa; Chordata; Leptocardii; Amphioxiformes; Branchiostomatidae.